AGCAUAACUGAGUUUUGUUUUCCAUACUAACACCAUGAAGGUUUUUGGGAUCUCGGAGCUUUUGGUGGUGGUUGGAGCAGCUUUGAUGUUUCUUGUCUUCACCAGUAGCAGCACCUCCACCUUCUCUAAUGUGAUAACUGCCGGCCAUCAAGAUAUAAGGACAAUGACUUUAAGCCGGAAGUUGAAGGAUAAUAAUUAUAAUACUCACACCGAGAAGAUGAAAAUAGAUGUGGGAAAUGUGAACCUGGAGGAUUACCACCUCAUUGAUCCUGCUCCGAGUGCAAAGGCUAUAAAAUCUGGACCAAUUCAGCAUGGCACUCCUCUUAUGCCUUACAUUCCAAAUCCAGGGCCUCCAAGUCCCCCCCAGCUCUACUAACUCUCCUUAGGUUUCUUAAACCUUUUAGAUCCAGCUGUAGUAGCUACGCUAAACUAAAUAUUGUAACAACUUAACUCCUAGGGAAUGUUUGUGUUCUUG
This is a messenger RNA of Telopea speciosissima, 475 nucleotides long. RefSeq lists its product as uncharacterized. The transcript has 3 exons. Bases 35 to 376 code for a protein of 113 amino acids. The record is from RefSeq and is a predicted model, not a curated record. NCBI's taxonomy places the organism in Eukaryota, Viridiplantae, Streptophyta, Magnoliopsida, Proteales, Proteaceae.